Molecule: messenger RNA, 399 nt
Organism: Paramecium tetraurelia
Lineage: Eukaryota; Ciliophora; Oligohymenophorea; Peniculida; Parameciidae
Exons: 1
Source: RefSeq, a predicted model, not a curated record
AUGUUCUCAUUAUGCUUACAUAAAAACUCAUUUGAAUUCUAAUAAUAGAAUUCUUAGCCCUUAACUAUGCUAUCAAACUAGCCUGAGAGAAACAAACCUAGAGAAAACCUUUUUUAAAAAUAUAUGAAAAUUAGGUUGGCCAAAAUGGAAUUAAAAGAUUUAAAUAAAUGUCACAAUUAGACCUAUAGAGCUAAAACUAAUGUAAACCGAACGAUGUACCCAAUUUAGAAUGGAUAGUGUUAACUAAAAAAUAAAGUGAGAAGAUUUGUAACAUUAGCUGAAUUCCCACAAUCAGCUAGAAUUGUUAUAAAGAAGACUUCUAAUGUUAAAAGAAAACAGAGUGAAAAUUGGAGCGAUUUAAAUCAAUGGAAUUUUUCAGAUGAAACAAUAUAAUCAUGA